This is a messenger RNA of Paramecium tetraurelia, 585 nucleotides long. RefSeq lists its product as uncharacterized. NCBI's taxonomy places the organism in Eukaryota, Ciliophora, Oligohymenophorea, Peniculida, Parameciidae. The record is from RefSeq and is a predicted model, not a curated record. Gene Ontology annotation, biological process: centrosome duplication. The transcript has a single exon. Gene Ontology annotation, molecular function: zinc ion binding.
AUGUCCAAAUUUAAUUAUACAUUUGAUUGCUAUGGGAGUUAUUUAUUUAGGAUAGAUAAUAUUUCAAUUAUUGAAGAAAUAACCUAUCGUAAAUUGGGUUCUAUUUUAGCAUAAAUUGGAUCCAUAAUUUAAUUAAUAUUUAUGUUGAAAUAUGUAGUAUUAUACUAUAAUAAUUAAUUAUCAGAAAAUGAGUUACUAAGUGAAAUAAUUACAAUGUACUAUCCAGAAUUUAAAUAAUAUUCAGUGAAUUUUUUAAAUCAAUUUUAAUUUGAUAAGUAGGACUAGUACUCAAUAGAGAAUCUGAAAUUAAAAUAUUAGGUAUUGCAAAAAGGUGCAAGAGAAAAGUGCCGGUUGACUAAUUUGCUUUAUGAAGUUUCAAGAAUAUAAUUUAUUCUUUAAGACAAAUUUGGAGAUUCAGUUCUAUCAUAAAGUCAUAAAAUGGGAGGCAAAUUUUAAUAACCUUAAGUAGAAUAGCUAGUUUCUAAGGAAUAAAAUCGGCUUUAAAUAUAACCCAUAGAUUUAAUUGAUUUAGAAAACUAAAGUCAUUCUCCAGAACCAUUGGAAGUAUUGAUAAAAUAAACCUGA